AUGACAGUUUCUCCUGUUGAACCUGGGGGGAGUCCCGCGACCGUUCCACCAGACGAGCUCCGAGAAGAUUCGGUAUCGCGUGUCGAACUGGAAAGCGAUUCUGCAGAGCCAGGGGCUUCUCGGCAUGACCAGGAUUAUCAAGGUGCUCCAAACAAACCGCAAGCAGCUCCUCCACGCCCCGACCAUCAGAGAAAUAAACGCCACGGCGCAUACCUGGAUGUCACGAAUGCCGGUUCUUCACACUCUUCUUCGUCCGAUUCCCUAGUCUCUGCACACUUGCUUCCCCCAAACACCGUGCAAUCCGAACCUGUAUUUGGAGAACCAGUCUCCCCGUCACCAUCGCCUGCACCGGAACUCACAGCUGCGUCCCCGCCUCCGAAAUUAGCAUGGAAGCAAAAAAUUACCCGGACGUGGCUUCUGGGUAAGGGGAUGCUGAUGGUGAUGUCGGCGCAGUUUUUCGGUGCAUCGAUGAAUGUGAUGACGAGAUUGUUAGAAUUGAAUGGGCCGCACGGCAAAGGGAUGCAUCCGUUUGAGAUCCUCUUUGUCCGCAUGUCUGCAACCACUUUCUGCAGCUUCCUGUACAUGUGGUACACCAGGGUUCCGCAGCCUUUUGGUGCUCCCGACGUUCGAGGCCUCCUAGUUCUCCGUGGAGUGAGCGGCUUCAUCGGCGUUUUCGGACUAUAUUACUCACUUGGCUACCUGCCGCUGUCAGAGGCGACGGUGUUGACAUUCCUUGCGCCGAUUCUAACUUGCUACGUCUGCUCUUUAAUCAUGCCGAACGAAACUUUUACCCGCAAACAGCAGCUGGCCGGGAUUGCUUCGCUUCUAGGUGUUGUCCUCAUUGCCCGUCCAACGUCGCUCUUCUCGAGUAUAGUGAGGUCCUCUGCAGAAGGCAUCCCUCCGUAUAGCAAUACCACGUCCCUUCAAUCGCCCAUUGCCGCAAGAAACGCCAUAGUUGGCAAAUCUAGCACCGGUCCCGACUCCGACUCGACACAGCAUCUCAUAGCCAUUGGCGCAGCUCUCGUCGGUGUUCUUGGUGCCACAUCAGCAUACACUUCCAUCCGCAAAAUUGGUCAACGAGCCCAUCCUCUUGUAAGUGUAAAUUACUUUUCCACCUUGACCACGAUCAUCUCCACUAUCGCCGUGCUGGUGCUUCCUAAUGUAUCGUUCCGUCUCCCUGCCAAUGUCACGGAGACUUUGCUCCUCUGCGGUCUGGGCAUCUGCGGCUUUUUCCUGCAAUUCUUGCUCACAGCUGGGCUGUCGUAUGUUCCUCCGCCAUCUGUUGUAGGCGGGAAUGGCGCAGGAUCCGGGAAAGGUAGCUCGCACGGCUCGCGGGCUACAAAUAUGGUGUAUACCCAGAUGUUGUUUGCAUUGUUUUAUGAUAGGAUGAUUUGGAAUUCAAUGCCGUCGGCGCUGAGCUGGGCUGGGUCCGGGAUUAUUCUUGCCAGCGCGAUUUAUGUCGCGAUUGCGAGAGAUGGGAAUAGGCAAAGUAUUCUGGCGAAUGUGAAGCAUGAGGGUGAAGAGGAAGAAUCUGCAGAUGGGAUUCUUGCGGGUGCUCGUGGUGAUGAUCUGGAGAGCGGGACUGCUAGGGCGAAGGUCGUGUUCCGGAAUGAUGGGUGCGAGGCGGUGGAUGAGGAAGAGAGGAGAAGCUUGCUGCAUGGUCAUGAAAACGACAAUGAUGACGAUGAAUAUGACGAAGGCGAACGAGCGCAGGAAUAUACGCUGCCACGAUGAUCUAUGAAUAAUGAUGGAUAUGACCACCCAAUGCGAACGGGGUUAAUGAGGAUGUAUGAUGGGGAUAAGUUGGGUUCGGACUCCGCGAUGGAUAUUUGUCCGACCCAUACCAAAAGAAAUAACGAUUGCGGGCUUAUAAAUCUAUAUAGAAGAUGUCUUAGUUAACUAGAA
Coccidioides posadasii C735 delta SOWgp is the source of this 1905-nucleotide messenger RNA. RefSeq lists its product as uncharacterized. NCBI's taxonomy places the organism in Eukaryota, Fungi, Ascomycota, Eurotiomycetes, Onygenales, Onygenaceae. Gene Ontology annotation, cellular component: membrane. The record is from RefSeq and is a predicted model, not a curated record.